Molecule: messenger RNA, 1896 nt
Organism: Megalops cyprinoides (Indo-Pacific tarpon)
Lineage: Eukaryota; Metazoa; Chordata; Actinopteri; Elopiformes; Megalopidae
Gene: slc5a12
Product: solute carrier family 5 member 12
Exons: 15
Coding region: 1-1896 (631 amino acids)
Biological process (GO): transmembrane transport; sodium ion transport
Cellular component (GO): membrane
Molecular function (GO): symporter activity
Source: RefSeq, a predicted model, not a curated record
AUGAAAUUCAAAGAUCCGGGAGUAGGAACAUUUGUUUCCUGGGAUUAUGUAGUGUUUGCCAGCCUGUUUGUGGUUUCUUCUGCGAUAGGGGUCUUCUUCGCGGUAAAGGAGAGAAAGAAGGUCACCUCAAGGGAGUUCCUGGUUGGGGGAAGGCAGAUGACCUUCGGUCCAGUGGCUCUCUCUCUCACAGCCAGCUUCAUGUCAGCAGUAACGGUCUUGGGGGCCCCUUCAGAUGUGUACCGGUUUGGGGGCUCCUUUGUCGUCUUUGGUAUUGCCUAUACCUUUAUGGUGAUACUGACGGCUGAGGUUUUUCUGCCUGUUUUCUACAGGUCGGGCAUCACCAGCACAUAUGAGUACUUAGAGCAGAGAUUCUGUAAGGUGGUCCGGAUAGCUGCCACGCUUAUCUACAUGGUGCAGACGAUCUUGUACACAGGGGUAGUGGUGUACGCCCCUGCCCUCGCCCUCAAUCAAGUAACUGGCUUCAACCUAUGGGGAUCCAUAUUUGCAACUGGCAUAGUCUGCACAUUUUACUGCACGCUAGGCGGCUUGAAAGCGGUGGUGUGGACAGACGCUUUUCAGAUGGUGGUGAUGGUGGUGGGCUUCCUGACAGUGCUCAUCCAGGGAGCCAUGACAGCAGGGGGGCCAGGGGAAGUGUGGAAGACAGCACAGAGAGGCUCCAGGCUGCAAAUCUUUGACUUUGACCCUGACCCCCUGAGACGCCACACUUUUUGGACCAUCUCCAUUGGGGGCACGUUUACCUGGCUGGGAAUAUACGCAGUGAAUCAGUCAACAAUCCAGCGAUGCAUCUCCUGCAAGUCUGAGAGACAUGCACAGCUAGCUUUAUACUUCAAUCUGAUUGGUCUGUUGGUGAUCUUAGUGUGUGCAGUCUUCUCUGGUCUCAUCAUGUAUGCCUUGUAUGCAGACUGUGAUCCCUGGUCUGCUCAAUUUGUUCAACAACCUGACCAGCUUAUGCCUUACUUUGUUCUGGAUAUUCUGGGAGAUCUGCCUGGACUUCCAGGGCUUUUUGUAGCCUGUGCUUUUAGCGGCACAUUAAGUACUGUGGCUGCCAGUAUCAAUGCUUUGGCGACUGUAACCUUUGAAGACUUUGUCAAGCAGUGCUGUGACCUCUCUGACAAAGCAAGCACCUGGAUCAGCAAGGGACUGUGUGUUGUGUUUGGGGUGGCCUGCACCACAAUGGCUGUCGCAGCAUCCUUUAUGGGUGGAAUUGUACAGGCAGCGCUAAGUAUCCAUGGGAUGUGUGGAGGUCCCAUGCUGGGCCUUUUCUCCUUGGGCAUCCUGUUUCCCUGGACAAACUCAAAGGGAGCUGCAGGGGGCCUGGUACUGGGCAUCAUUUUGUCCUUCUGGGUUGGUAUGGGGGCCUUCAUCUAUCCAUCUCCUGAAAGCAAGACUCGGCCUCUGUCACUCUCAACUGACAGUUGUGCCCCCCUAAAUGUCUCCUUAGCCAACACAACAGAUUCCUCAGUCACUUUGGGAGCCAUAUCUCCUUUUCCCAGGCCACCCCUAGCUGAUUACUGGUACUCCAUGUCCUAUCUGUACUACAGUGCAGUGGGCUCCAUUGCUACUGUCAUAGGGGGGCUGCUAAUUACCUUUCUGACAGGUCCCACCCCAGCUGAGGAUGUGAAGCCCUGGCUGAUACGUCCAGUCUGUAACCUGUUCUGUUUUUGGUCUGAAAAGUACAAGAAGAUAUGUUGGUGUGGUGUUGAGCAUGAGGAGGUGAACCUGGAUUUGGAAAAUCAUGCUACCCACCUGCAAGACCCCGCAAUGACACAAGAAAAGCCCCCUGACCAUGAGGACUAUGUCAAAAAACACCCCAUAGGACUGGAACAGAAGAGGACUUACACAAAUGCAGGAUUCAUCAGAGACACAGAAUUUUAG